AUGGCCCGGUUCUCCAACAAGGUUGUAAUUGUUACUGGUUCCAGUAACGGGAUUGGAAGAGCUACAGCAAUAAGUUUCGCAAAAGAUGGAGCUAAAAUAACUAAGUCAGAAUGCAUAAAAGCUGGGGCAAAAGAGGACGAUCUGUUAGCAAUAAUUGGUGAUAUAACCAUGAAAGAAGUUCAAGACAGACUUAUCAAUGAGACAGUCCAGAAGUUUGGCAAAUUAGACAUUCUGGUGAACAACCAUGGAGGUGCUUUUCAAGAACGCGACAGUGAAGGAAACUAUGAUACUGAUGCGUUUGACAAAACUAUUGAUCUUGACUGCAAAAGCGCCCUUGUAAUGAGUGGUAAAGCGUUGCCACAUCUGAAAGUCACAAAGGGGUGCAUCGUGAAUGUUGGCAGUGUAGCCUCUAAAAUAGCGGUUCUACCCUUAAUGUUUCACUCGAUUGCGAAAGCAGCUUUAGAUCAUAUAACUAGGAUUAUGGCUUUACAAAACGCCAAGGAUGGAGUUCGAGUGAAUGCUGUUAAUCCUGGGCUUGUGAAGACAAGUAUUUUUAAAAAAAUGGGAAUGUCAGAUGAAACUGCAGAUACGUUUCUUAAAAUUACAAGUGAAGAAUGUAUUCCAAUCAAACGUUAUGGUAUGCCAGAAGAUAUAGCAAAUAUGAUAACAUUUUUAUGUGAUAACGAAAUGGCUGGUUUUAUCACCGGUCAAACCAUAGCUGUUGAUGGUGGUUCGACGCUGACAAAUGCCGGGUAUAACAAUCCACGUCUGGCACAAGUUAUGAAGCAGUGA
Messenger RNA from Enterobius vermicularis (human pinworm), 792 nucleotides. The record is from the annotation of a GenBank genome assembly. NCBI's taxonomy places the organism in Eukaryota, Metazoa, Nematoda, Chromadorea, Rhabditida, Oxyuridae.